Molecule: messenger RNA, 5115 nt
Organism: Girardinichthys multiradiatus
Lineage: Eukaryota; Metazoa; Chordata; Actinopteri; Cyprinodontiformes; Goodeidae
Gene: tab2
Product: TGF-beta activated kinase 1 (MAP3K7) binding protein 2
Exons: 8
Coding region: 889-3213 (774 amino acids)
Biological process (GO): positive regulation of protein kinase activity
Molecular function (GO): K63-linked polyubiquitin modification-dependent protein binding; ubiquitin binding
Source: RefSeq, a predicted model, not a curated record
AAAAUGUUUUAAAUCAUUCACUCUAGUAACUCUAAUAUAUGUUUACCGAGUUAUAAUAAUUUUUGUAGAGAACUCAGCACAACAAUCUGAGAUCCAUUUUCAAAUAAGCUGCUGUAAAUUGUUGCUUGUUUGCCUGUUUCUGCUCUAUGAAUGUACUCAUUUGCGUUAAAACAUUCCAGCUCCAGGUUUUGGAACAGGUACCAAUUAGGAUAAAAUUCAAAUAAGAUCGCUAAAUGCUGGUGAUAGAGCUAACUUCAUUAGAAAAAUAGUUUUCAUCCUUCCAGCCCUAAACCAAACACUUCCUCUAGUUUUUCUUUUAUUUGCAAAUUCUGGACCUGCAAGCCGCCGGGCCUAUUUAGCGACCGUGAACGGUCUCCUCCUUCAGCAACACAACUUUGGAAACUAGGGAAAAAAGGAAAACAAUUUCUUCAUCUCGCGAUAACAGCUCGCUGAAGCAGCCGCCAUAUUCUGUGACAGUAUUUUGAUUCGUAUCUGCUGGAAGUGAGGAAAAAGAGAAAAGUGAAGGGCUGCAGAGGGGAGGGGGGGCGAAGACGAGGAGCUGUCAAAAAGUUCUCCCGCAGUCUCUGUCACACAGCGGAGGGCUGUGGCUCGGCUUUGACUGCGCUCCUUGCUGUUUCGAGGACACAGGCCCGGGGCCUCGGUGUUGUUAGUUCUUCUCCCAGUCAGCGCCUGGACCCCAUACGGCUUCUCCUCUCCCAGCUCCACGGCCCUUCGGAGGUCCGGCUGCGGUGUCGGGUGUUGAAGACGGCCCGGGGAGCGGCGGCAGAGACUGGAAGGUCAGAUGUUCAGAAUGAGGGUGGAUUUCUGCCACAACUGAUGCUCCAGUCUGCUGAACUGAACAAUCAGUCCUGAGCUGGUACCAUACGAAUGGCCCAGGGAAGCCAGCAGAUUGACAUUCAGGUUUUGCAUGACCUGCGCCAGAAGUUCCCUGAAGUCCCAGUAGGUGUCGUCUCUCAGUGCGUUCUGGAGUGCAACAACAAUUUAGACGCCUGUUGCAAAUACUUGUCCCAGGUCAGUCCAGGCUACCUUUACAGUGACGACGGCAAUCUGAGCUUUUCUGAGGACCCCAGCUUCGCCCGGCUCCAGAAGCACAUGACCCAGCUGAACCUGGGCUUGCAGUCUCAGAAUGUGCAUGUGGCCCCAGUUCAGGACGGCCUGAGAAUGAAUGGCAGCCGGACUCUGGCCCACAGCAUGAGUGACGGGCCCCUCCAGACAGGCCAGGCCCCCAACAGUGACUUUUUUCCGCACGAGCCCCAGUCAGCCCCAGUGCAGGUACCCUCCACUCUCAAUGUUUUUAAUGUGAUGGAGCCAUCACGUAAACCGCAGCCUCCACAGAACCUUGCACUCUACACUCUAGGACCGAAAGGACCGAGUGUGGGUCCGCAGCAAACCCCACGCUUCAACCCCAUUACAGUGACACUAGCCCCAAAUCUCCAUUCAGGCCGCAACACCCCCACUUCUUUACACAUACAUAGUAUGCCACAGUCAGGCCUGGGUAGUCCACAGGGCAACUCCAUCUUUAUCCGGCCGUAUGUUAGCCAGUCCAGCACGACCCGGCAGAGCCAGCAGCCAGGUGGGCGGGCCCAGUACAGCCCCACUUCUCAGCCCCAGCAGCAGAUCUAUCAGAUCUCCCAUCCCUCCCCCAUUCCUAGCUCGCGGUCUGUCCCCCUGCACUCCUCCUCACAUACCUCAAGGACCUCUCACGUCUACAUGCCUAUUAGUUCCCCCACUAAUCCCCAGGCGCCUGCUAUUCCUUCCAGUGGAAGCAUGGCUUCUUCCUCUAGUGUCUCUUCUUGUCCCCCUUCAUCCUCCUCCUCUGUCAUGCCCUGCUCCAUGUCAGCUGUCAGCCAGUACAACAUCCAGAACAUCUCCACUGGCCCUCGGAAAAAUCAGAUUGAGAUCAAACUUGAAUCUCCUCAAAGGAGCAAUUCCACCACAGCUGUGCUGCGGACAAGCAGCGGGCCCUGGUCAUCCUCCUCCUCCUCAGCCUGCCCUUCUUCAUCUUCCUCUUCAACCGGAGUGGCCACUGUAUCCAGCACCCCUCUGUCCAUCGGAGGGCCCGGCUCAAGCCGCAACCAGCCAACUGUUUACAUCUCUGCCAGCCCGCCCACUGCUGCUACAACCCCGUCAGAGGAGACUAUCAUGGCCCCGCCAGGUUCCCGCUCCCAGCCCAAGUUUUACAUUUCUGCAAGUGAUGAUAGUGGAGCCAGAAACCCUCCUACAGUCUACAUCUCAGCUAACCCUCAAAUACAGGGGCCUUCGGGAGCCAGGAACAUGGGGGGGCAAGUGAGCAUGGGGCCUGCCUACAUUCACCACCACCCACCUAAGACUCGUCCCUCUGUGGGAGGUGGAGGCACCGCUUCUUCACCUCGCGUGGUAGUGACUCAGCCCAACACCAAAUAUACUUUUAAAAUCACUGUCUCUCCUAAUAAACCUCCAGCUGUGUCUCCCGGAGUCGUGUCCCCAACCUUUGAGCCCAACAACCUCCUCAGCCUGCCGUCAGACCACCACGUUGUGGAGCCAGAGCCCCUGCAUCUGUCCGACCCGCUGUCACCGCACAGAGAGCGGCCAAGCGAGCCGCGCAGACUCAGCACGGGUUCCGAGGAUGCAGCAUACACACAAGCGUUGUUGGUUCAUCAGAUAGCUCGAAAGGACAGGCUGGAGCAUAAGUUGGAAAUGAAGAAGAAGAAGCUGGAGAAGCUAAAAGAAGAAGUUAAUGAAAUGGAGAAUGACCUGACCAAGAGAAGGCUGGAGAGGUCCAACUCAGCCUCCCAAAUUCCUUCUAUUGAUGAAAUGAAGAACCUGCGAUGCAGAAACAGAACACUGCAGAUUGACAUUGACUGCCUUAGCAAAGAAAUUGAUCUCCUUCAAACAAAUGGACCGCACUUCCACAGGCCAAGCAACCUACAGAGGUUCAGGGAGGAUGUGCUGCCCCUCUUUCAGAAAUGUUUCAUUGGACCACAUUUAAAUCCCAGUGUAAUCCAUAAUUUUUAUGACAACAUUGGAUUCCUUGGUCCUGUCCCACCCAAACCCAAAGGUACUUCGUCUGUUGAUCCAGGAAGUAAGAUUGUGAAGCCCACCCCUGAGCAGGAGGAAGAUGAGGGCACCCAAUGGAACUGCACAGCCUGCACCUUCCUCAACCACCCUGCCCUCAACCGCUGUGAACAAUGCGAGUUCCCGCGGCACUUCUGAGCCAACGGGGCGCAGCGCCCUUCCUCUGCACACCUGACGUCUCACAGAUUCGAGCAGACAAGACUUCUGUUUCCUUUUGCUUUUGGUUGAUAGAGAAAACGGAUGGCUGGCUGUCGUCGUAAAUCCUGCAGCCUAUUUUUUCCCAGUUUUUAAUUUUCUUUCCUGUUCUCUAAGGUUAGUGUAAUUCUGUCCACUGAAGGCCUGACUGGAUAGUGUUUACAGCUCAUGUUUGUUCCCAACAGUCGGAUGAUACCUCACCUUAGAAAAUGGGAUCAUGUUACCCUUUUCUGCUCGUUGGGUGACACUCUACCCCUGAGGAUAGUUCGCUGCUUCCACUCACAGUAUUAUGAGCAUGGCCCUGCAGUGACAGCACACAUUUGCACACAUGCACUAACAAUCCAGGUGCCAGUGUGCCCUUCCCUUAUUGCAUAUUUGAGUUUUUUCUUCCUCCGUGAUGGCCUGACCUGGUGAUGGGAACUGUGCUAAGCCACUGAAGGAAAAAGACUACUCAUGAACUUGGUUUGCUGUUUCUAGAGGAUGCCAAAGGGCAAACGGCCACUGUUGCUGCCAUGUUUCUGUUCUUAUUAUUGUCUCCUCAGUGCCCCCUUUCUGUCUUUUUAGUCAUGGCUCAAUGAAAAAUGGUAAAACAAGUUGCAUGCUUUGUGUACAGUACAUUGAAGCAGAAGCUUUCCUUGAGCUCUUUGCUGUACAUAACUUUAGAAUGUGCUUUUAAACCUUUCUCCUCACACUAUGAAUCACGUGUAUUUCCUGUAAGUAUAGCUUUAUAGACUUUUAUCAACAAUUUUGUUUGUUUCAUUAAACAGACAAGCACCAUGCUCCAUUUUUAAGCUUUUUACUUGAUAUCUGUGAGAGCUGAAGCUUUGCAGAAGAAGACGAGCAGAGCUGGUAAAACCCUCACAGUCAUCAUGAAGCUACACGUGUCGGUCCGUUCAUCGCUUGUGUAUUUGCUGAGUUUCCUGUGUACGAUCUGUUGAUGUAAAGGCGAUGGACAAGUUUUUGUUGUUUUUGUUUUGUUCUUCAGGACAUAUUGGGGACUUUCUAGGGUUGGGGUGGAAGAGCUGGGUGUCAAAUAAAAAAGAAAAAGAAAAUGACAAACUGCCAUCCUAUCUGACAACUGGAAUGUAGGAUUGAUGUUUGGGGACAACUACACCUCAGUGCGAAGAGACUCAUUUUGUAACACACCAAGAUUGAUUUCCAAGUGCUCAAGGAAAAGCCUAUUGGAUUUGAAGUUCCCAUGCAGCCAUGUGCCUGAGUGGAGCUUCCAGAGUUUAAAAAUGAACUGGUGUUGGAUUAAAGUGUCUUUCCUCUGUUUGAAUGAUUCCUCUGUGACCCUUGUGCCUUAUACACAGGUUAGAAUUGUUACACCCCCUCACAAUGUAAGCACAUGAUUGUCCACUCUGUAUUUCCUUAUUUUUAUUGGCUCAUUUUAUCCUCUUAACUUUUUAUCAAAGAGGGAGCUUCUAAAGUUUACUCAAUGUGAUUAAGAUAUAGUAACCUUGAAAUAGUUACUUUUAAGCUUUUCCUUGUUUUUUGAACUGGUGCCUUGCAGUAGUGCCUUUUGAAUUUAUAUUGACAAUCUCAGUAAAAUUUCAAGUGCCAUUUUUUUCAAACCAAAUUCUUAGUAUUAUGUAAUCCCAUUUAGAAGUAGAAGAUGAAUUAUUGUCUCUUUAGCACUUACAUCAUUGUUCUUCCUUUUCCAACCCAAAGAAUCCAGUUUUCAGCUUUAUCUGCACCUUGGUGUGAAGAGGCAGUUUAUUCAUGUUUUAUUAAACGGAGGAAAAAGUAAUUUGGAUAUCUAAAAUAUUCUUUGGAUUUUAGCUGGGAAAACUGUCUUUGUAACAGAUAAGUUAUUUGUAAAAAUAAAAAAAAAUCUAUUCUGAA